This is a messenger RNA of Temnothorax curvispinosus, 1159 nucleotides long. RefSeq lists its product as uncharacterized. The record is from RefSeq and is a predicted model, not a curated record. Gene Ontology annotation, molecular function: metal ion binding. The transcript has 4 exons. The coding region runs from base 13 to 1056 and encodes 347 amino acids. Lineage: Eukaryota; Metazoa; Arthropoda; Insecta; Hymenoptera; Formicidae.
UCAAACAUCUCUAUGAUGUUGAUAGCUACAGAUAUAACUGCUGAUACAAUGCAAAAGUUUAUAAAGAAGUUCGUUAGUAACUUACACGUUAAAUGCUUAAUAUGCGGUGAAAUAAGCAAGGUACAAGCCUUAGAAAUAGGUGAUACUCUGGAAUACAAGGUGAAAAAAGCAAAAGACCCAACGAUCAUGCGAACAAGAUUGCCACAGCAUCGCGAAGCCAAGCUAGAAAAUGAUACUCACUUUCUGUAUGAAGUAGAACAUAAUAAUAAAUCCCUGCAUGAUGUAUCGUGUACGGUAGUAUACUAUCAAAUUGAAGAGACAAAUCUAUCGAAAUUAGCUCUUGUAUACCAUAUAAUGGCAAAAAGAUCUUUAAAGUUCUUUGAAGAUAUUCAGCACAUCCACAAAAUAUAUAUGUGUGUGCGUACAGCAACGGGUGUACAAGGCUUGCAAAUCGUAAUUGAUGCUUUUAUAGACCCAUAUGCUGUUCAAUAUCAUAUCGAACAAUUCAUCUCAUCUACGAUGAAAUACAUUAAACAGCUCUCUAAGCUUUCUAUAACAGAAUUUGAGAAGUACAAGACAGAUCUCAUCAGACAUGGUGAGAUUAAUAAGACACUAAAAUUAAAUGAUAUAUCUGACGUAAUCUGGAUAGGCGGUUUUACCAAGUUAUAUUCCGGUGAUCAACAGAAAAUCAAAAUAAAAUCCAUACAAGACAUAAAGCAAACAUCAUUACUUAAGUUUUACAAGAAACACAUUUAUGACAAAAGGGCUACAUUAUCAGUGCACGUGUCGCCUAAGCGUGAGAACAAAUUGCAAGAAGAAGAUGCAUCAUCUGUAGAUGAAAAGGACCAGAGUGAAAUAUUAAAUUUUGAACCCAAGGAUGAACCAUUAGUUACUAUUGAUACAUCCAAAGUGUCACCCAUUACCAAAAUAAAGGGAUUAAAGUAUACAUUAAGCAGGUGGUGCAAUAAGGAAGAAUGGUAUCGCAUCCCUGAGGCACGCUUUACGAAAAUCAAUGACAUCAUGCUGUUUAAACAAACUCGAAAUUACUAUAAUUAAAUACCGCCAGUUCAUUUCGCAGAAAAGAUGAAUUUCCAUAUCGAGAACAUGUGGAAAAUCGUUUUUUGAUUUAAGACAACGUUUUAUACAAAUAGUACUGCUA